CCAUCCCCCAAUGCCUCUCCAAACCAAGACAGUAACUGGUUCAUCGCACUACCACAGUUUACACAUUAGCCUCUUUUACAGUUAGCAAAUCGUUCUCUGAACCAAACCAGUAUUCCCUUCAAACUAUAAGGAAACCAAGACCAAUGAAGCAGCUACAUUCUAUAGUCUUUGUCUUCAGCUUCCUCUUUCUAUGUUUUGUUGGGCUUUCCAAUGGAUCAUUGCUUCCAUUCACAGACCGCCAAGGAAGUUUGUUGGCUGACCUCUGGUCGGACCGCUUUCCGGACCCGUUCCGUGUACUAGAACAGGUUCCAUUCGGCUUGGAGAAGGAUGAGAGCAUGUUGCCAUCUCCGGCAAGGGUGGAUUGGAAAGAAACACCAGAAGGUCAUGUUAUAAUGCUGGAUGUGCCGGGGUUGAAGAGGGAAGAGCUGACGAUUGAGGUGGAAGAGAACCGGGUUCUGAGAGUGAGUGGAGAGAGGAAGAGGGAAGAAGAGAAGAAAGGAGAUCACUGGCACCGACUUGAGAGGUCCUACGGCAAGUUCUGGAGGCAGUUUAGGUUGCCUGAGAAUGUGGAUUUGGAUUCUGUCCAGGCCAAGUUGCAGGAUGGUGUGCUCACUUUGACACUGGCCAAGUUGUCCCCCGACAAAAUCAAGGGUCCGAGGGUGGUCAGCAUUGCUGGAGAUCAGAAUGAAGCUGCCAAGAUCACCAGCAGUGAGACCAAGCAGGAGCUUUGAGAUUUUUCCUUCUUUUUCUGCCUGUUGUUGUACCUGGACGACCAACUGAUGAUCCCUGUGUGAACUGUGUGUGAGAAAAUAAGGAGUUUUGCUUUAAUCUUUUCGACUGUAAAAUCUUGUAAUGGCUUAUUAUGAGUCUUCUUAUAUAUAAACCUAAUAUAUCUCAAUCUCUAUUAAAAGGAUAA
This is a messenger RNA of Ziziphus jujuba (common jujube), 916 nucleotides long. RefSeq names its product 22.0 kDa class IV heat shock protein. The coding region runs from base 144 to 731 and encodes 195 amino acids. Gene Ontology annotation, biological process: response to salt stress; response to heat; response to hydrogen peroxide. The record is from RefSeq and is a predicted model, not a curated record. The transcript has a single exon. NCBI's taxonomy places the organism in Eukaryota, Viridiplantae, Streptophyta, Magnoliopsida, Rosales, Rhamnaceae.